Molecule: messenger RNA, 867 nt
Organism: Artibeus jamaicensis (Jamaican fruit-eating bat)
Lineage: Eukaryota; Metazoa; Chordata; Mammalia; Chiroptera; Phyllostomidae
Product: 60S ribosomal protein L13a-like
Exons: 3
Biological process (GO): negative regulation of translation; translation
Cellular component (GO): ribosome; cytosolic large ribosomal subunit
Molecular function (GO): structural constituent of ribosome; mRNA binding
Source: RefSeq, a predicted model, not a curated record
AUGUCUCUGUCCCUAUACCACCAUGGGCAGCUGUGCGGCAACAUCUGUGGCCAUGUGGUACUGAUGACUCUGAAAGCAGACAAUGAUGGACUGUCACUUGAGGACUGCAUUCAUUCAUUCAUUCAUUCAUUCGACCUGAAUAUAAUUAAACGGGUCCAUGGGGCUGCAAUAGAAAGGCAAAAGGAUGGAGGGGCAGGUCAGGUCAAGGUCCUGGCGCUGGAUGACGGAGGUCAUUUCCUGGGCCACCUCGCGGUCCUCAUGGCCAAGCAAGUACUGUCGGGCAGGAAGGUGGUGGUUGUGCACUGAGCGGGCGUCAACAUUUCUGGCAAUUUCUACAGAAGUAAGUUGAAGUACCUGGCCUUCCUCCUUGAAGCAGAUGAACACCAACGCAGUCCAUGGUCCUCCAAGGUCCUCCAAGGUCCUCCAAGAUCCUCUGGGAUCCUCCGGGGUCCUUACCACCUCCGAGCCCCCAGCAGCAUGUUUUGGCAGAGGGCGUGGGGAGACACGCUGCCCCCCAAAUCCAAGCAAGGUCAGGAUGCCUUCGACCGAGUGAAGGUGUUUGAUGGGAUCCUCCCACGUUAUGACAAGAAAAAGCAAAUGGUGGUUCCUGGGGCCUUGAAGGUUGUGUGUCUGAAGCCUACACUGAAAUUUGCCUCCCCAGGGCACCCGGCCCACGAGGUUGGCGGGAAGCGCCAGGCAGUCAUGGCCGCUCGGGAGGAGAAGAGGAAGGAGAAGGCCAAGAUUCAUUGCCGGAGGAAAAAGCAGCUCAUGAGGCGGUGGAAACAGGCCGAAAAGAACAUAAAGGAGGAAACUGGCAGGUUUAUAGAGGUCCUGAAGACUCAUGGACUCCUGGUCUGGGCCCAAUAG